Limulus polyphemus (Atlantic horseshoe crab) is the source of this 20530-nucleotide messenger RNA. RefSeq lists its product as uncharacterized. Gene Ontology annotation, biological process: intracellular protein transport; exocytosis. The record is from RefSeq and is a predicted model, not a curated record. The coding region runs from base 413 to 18712 and encodes 6099 amino acids. Gene Ontology annotation, cellular component: plasma membrane; exocytic vesicle. The transcript is spliced from 14 exons. Gene Ontology annotation, molecular function: neurexin family protein binding; small GTPase binding. NCBI's taxonomy places the organism in Eukaryota, Metazoa, Arthropoda, Merostomata, Xiphosura, Limulidae.
UACAGGUAACUAAGAUGGAAGAGUAGGUUGGAGCGAUAUUUUCUUUUCAAAGGAUUUUUGAAUGAGGAUUCAGAAGGAGACGCGAGAAUGGAAGUCAUCUGUGAAAUAGUCUUGAAAAUGAAAGGCGCUUACGUGAGUGGACAUUGGUGUUUCUACUAAUCUCUUUGAAGGCAGUCACGUGUUUGGUUACUUCCUCUCUGCUUAGUAUAGCCCGUCGUCUGCCAAGACCAGAGGUCUGGUGCUGUACGAGUUUAGUGUGUGAACGUGUUACCGAAAAAAAUUGUUAACAUUGUGCUGCACGCAUAAGGAUUCUUUUUGAAGUAACACACAAAAAAAAAAUUACUAAACGCACACAUACUUUUAACCAAAUACGAAACUGUGCUAAACAUUAAGGUACAAAGUACGUGAAGACAUGGAUAUAGAUCUCAGUAAAGUGUCAGAAUCUGAGUAUGACUCCAUUUUUCAAGUUCUUCAGCGAGACCAGAAGUUGAGAAAGUUUGAAGAAAGGAGAAUACACCAGUUGCGGACAGAAAUACAGCGACUCAGGAAGAGAGGGGUACUACGACCUGGCCUGGACUCUACACGUGCUUGUUCUCGUUGUCUGGCCGAGCUCGGUCGAAUAAUCAAUCGUGGCGCCCUCUGUCCAGCCUGCAAAAAGAGAGUAUGUAAGUCGUGCAGGCAAUACAGAGACGACGGGAAGCAAUGGCUGUGCGUAGUUUGUGAGAAACAGAGAGAACUGAAAGCCAUAUCUGGAGAAUGGAUGCAAGAACUUUCAUACAACUCCAGCCGAAGAAAAGGUACCCGUUCUUCUGCUCCAGGAGACAUCUUGUGGAAAACCCUACAGAGUAGGUUUAGAAAAAGUGUGGCCUUCAGUGACAAGCAUGUGACUAACGAAACUGGAGAACAAGCAAGUACGUCAACUGCAUCCUUCACCAGUGUCUCGUCAGUCCCUAAAAAACCGCCACGGACAUUUGAUUAUAAGACUAACUCUUUAACUCCCGAAAAAAACUCUUCAACGAGAAAUUCUUCAGAAUUAGGAGCAAUUCCUAAAGGUGAGGUACCUGUUGCCAAAUGUACAGACGAUAGUCGACAUUUCGUUUACCCACCCCCGACUAACAUGGAUAGAACUGUGUUGAAAAAAGUUUCAAGAAGGAGAAAAUCUUCUUCCUCGUCGUCUGUAGAGGAAGAUCAGGAAGGUAGUCGAGAGGAUGUGCCAAUUAGACCUAAUGUACCUCGUACUUCCCCUCUGGGCGGCAAGCGAGGACCCCAAGGUUCUGUGAUAUCAGUUCGAGGGGACACGUCUCCGUCUCCUAGAGAGAGUAGACUUUCGGCGGAGGGAAGUCCUGUAAAACAUAGAUCACAGUCUACUAGCAGCGAAGAUCAGGCAGCUCCUGUCCCCACUCCUAGGAAAAGGCUAAGUCCUUUACGUAAACAGCAAGCAGUCGUGGAGCCCCUAGAGACCCAUGAGACUUCCUCUAUCGACGUGGUUGACCCUGCAGUACCGAAACAAGAUAGCAAGUUCACGUUGUUAGGUAGCACCCACGACUCUGGAGUGACUGACCUUAGCUGCCCAGUGUCUCCUCGCACUUUUUCCAGUGAUCAUUCCAGGCAGAGCAGUGAUCUGGCUGGGGAAUCUAGCAUAGAUCAGGGACUUCCGAGUCCAUCUGCAUCGAGCCUGAGUGAGUCUGAAGUUGAGAAGACCACUGGAGUAAUCUUUAGAAAAGUUAAUUUAAAGAAGAAAAGGUCAUCAGAAGAACUAAUUGAAAAAUAUCCAAAUGAUUUUGUGGUAAAACACUAUAUUAUGAACUAUGGAAAUUUAUUUUGUUGUUGUUGCAAGGCUCAUAUCGGGAAUAUUCUCAUCUUUACAGCUGUAAAGGGCACACCAUCACAGUUGGACUAUUUAAUCUCACGUACUAACCCUAAUAACCAUUCCAAAUUAACCCUUAAUAUUAAGCCAAUACCCUAUAAUUCUGGUGUUGAGCUUGUAAACUUGCAGGGAGACAUAACUCCACAUACUAACACCAGGGGUCGGUUAAAUUGCUCAUUAGAUGAACUAACAACUUUACUUUCUAACUCGAAUAAUAAUGCUAGAAGCAUGCAGAUCUCAGAUAACCAGUUGAAAUUUAUGCAGAACUCUACAUUUCCGGGAAAUCUUAGCGAUAACAUUCAAAGUUCCUCGUUUUCUGAAGGGUGCAUGCGGGUUCGUGUUCCCACCUCAGUUUUUGAUACUUUUGGGUCUAACAGUCAGACAUUUAACUGGCCAAGCAUGAGGGUCAUUGCUGACAACCAAACUAAACCAUUCUUGACUUCUGUAGAGGUAGGGUCUUCUUCUCUGUUUCCCUUACCCAGUAACUGCCGCUCUCAGUUAACUGUUCACAGUGAUGGUGUAGAUCAAGAAAUUGAACAUCUAGCGAUGGAAGAACAACAAACCAUUAGAAGAGAUAGUGUAUCCAGCACGCCUACAGCUUCUCCGUCUCUCCAGCGUGUUAAGCAAUUUGAUCGAAAUUCAAGACGACUACGACUCCGUAUGCAGUCCCGACAAAGUCCAGAAUUCGAUAACAACAGGAGCACUCUCACCAAGGUACCAGCUAUUUCCACCUUCUGUUGUGAGGAGCCCAUUACAUUGUUUAGAGCCAGAAGUGCUUCGCUGCCAACCAGACAAGGAAUCAGUAGCUGGUCGGGAAGCUGGAGUCCCUGUUCAAUGGAAGGCCAGAUGUGGCGCCUUGAAGAGGACAUGGCACUAGCUGCUGCUUUACUUGAGUCACAAAGUGAGCCUGAUCUAGAUGUUGACAAGAUAAUACCGGAAGGGGAUGACUACAAGUUGGUGUUCAUCAGCAGCUCUUGCUCAUCUCAGAGUUCUGACCUAGACUCUGUAGCUAGCAGUUCGGACGAUGAAAUCGGCUGUGGACGAAUCAUGCGGGUCAGGUCACAUAUGGAAAUCUCAAAUGGGGCAGUAUAUAUUGAAGAUUCAGACUGGGAAUUUUUUUCAGAUUCUGAUUAUACCAAACGCAUAUCAUCCGCUCAUAGUGCAGCUGACUCUUUGUCUUCAGAGAUAUUUUUUUUGGACGAUCUUGAUCCUGCCGGAGAACAGAGUAGUCCAACCAGGAUUCUUGAGGAAAUUAGCUGUGAAGGUGAAAACUGCCAGAAUCAUAACAAAAGAGAAAGUUCUUCUGAUUCUAGUUUCAUAGGCAAUCGAAAUUUGGAAGAAUUUUGUUGCAACAGCCACACGUGGCUUUCUCCCGAACCUCCCGGGGUAGAAACUGCUUCAGAUUGUUCGUUUCUACAAGAAUCACGAGCUAUAAAGUCUCAAACUCUAGAUGAAAGUGAAGUUUCCAUCACUUCAGACUUUAAAGUGACUGUUAAAGUUGCAGAAAUACCUCGCGAUAAUUCUGUUAAAGAAUUUGAAUCACCUUUAAACUCUGCAGUGGACCUUCUACCUUCCAGACAUAACAACAUUGCUCAACAACAUGGCUGUUCAACUGGCGCCAAGUCAGCGUUAUUUGAAACCAGUGUAAUAAGUGAGCAACACCUGCCUGAUGUAACCUUCUCUACCUCACCUUGUGAGUGGACCAACUCUUACGACAACACUUACGAGAACCACAGUGAGAAGGAUAAGAAACCUGAUCGGGCUGCUCGAGUGAAACGAAGUUUGACUUCACAGUCCGAAGAAGGGGUAUACAACCGUAACAGUUCUGCGGGCAAAAGCCAAGACUCGUGGCUUUUUCCCUUACCUUCGCCCGAGUUAUCACGUGAUCAGCCAGCUUGUAUGAGAAGUUUACGUGUACAGCGAAACCUUCAGAAUAUAGGCUUAACUAAGCAAAUCGAAGUUAUUAGAAAAUUUGCGUUAAGUGAUCACUACAAUACAAAGGAAAAUGAGGAAUGGAGCUCUUCAAAAGAUGAAGAUGCGUUGUUAUCUCUUCAACCAAGAGAUUGUGUGACAGAUGAGGUACAGGAUAUUUCUUUGCUUUCAAUUCAUGAAGAAACUAUUUCAAACGAGAGCACAGUGAUGGAACAACUUGCUUCUGCGCGGGAACAACUAAUUUUACAUAGUGUUUUGGCUUGUGAUGAGAACAAAAAUAUGCUGCAAACAGAUUAUAAUGUACAGUUUACCCAACAAAACAGUGCCAGUGAACUUACAGGAUCACAAAAGUGUAAUGAAAAAGUGUCUUUUUCUCAAGAUAGUUUUACCUGUAAACCCAUAUUACAUUCUGGUAAAGUAUUAUCUUCUGAAAUAGAUCUUCAUGGGUACAAUAAAAAUGGAAAGGAAGUAAAUGGUAAUGCGGCAAUGAAUCUCACUAAAGACGAUUAUCAUAACGAGCAAGUAAAUGACGUUAUUGAAGAAGGCAUACAGAAACAAAUCCUGCCACUCAGUGCCACCAAUGAACUAUCACAAGAACAGGUUAGUUAUAAAAAUUUACACUCUCAAGAAAUUGUAAAAAGUAUAAACACACAACAAGAAGCUAAUCUCUGUCAUAAAGAACACGUGUCAGCUGAUGGAAUGAAUCAAUACUGGAUUGAGAAUGGCAAGCUACCUCCUUCAGAGAAGCACAGCUGUGAAUUUUGUUAUAAUCCGUUGCUUCCUAAACAAAGUGGCACUACUGUGCACACUGUGGAUAAACAGGUUUGUGGUGAUGUUUUAUGUUGUCAUUCUAAUGUAUCUAAUGAGACAAAAAGUGUACACCAACUUGAUUAUAUGUCAUUUCAUCCAAAAGUAUCAAACAAGGAAAAUACACAGAAACAAAAGUUCGAUGAACAUAUGCUUUUUCCACAGAUAAAUGCCAUCAUUUCAUGUAACACUGAAUGUCAAAGUAAUGUCUGUAAUGAAAGUUUUAAAGACAUAAUGACUGAUGCUGAGUUUAACAAUACCAAUAAAGUAAGUAGAAGACUAGAAAACCAUCAGUUGAUUGAAAAUACUCUACAAAAUAGAGAGAUUUUUCAAGAAAGUGGGCUUAGAGGGCAAAAAAUGGGCCAGCAGAUUAAUAAAUUAUCCUCUCAAGAAAGUGAUACAUUUAGAGAUGUGUAUGACAAUCAAGUUAAAAGCAUGUCACUUAUGGAAAAACUUGUCCCAAGUGAACCUGAAGUGGACACACAACUUUGCCAGAAGGAAAGUGCUCAUCACAAAUGUAUAGAUGGUCAACAGGCUUAUGAUAACGUUUUAUUUGUUCAAGAUCAUGUAACUAGUGACAGUAUAAGAGAGCAUCAAGUAGGUAAUGUAGCAUGCAAUAAUAAAAGUGAUGCUAAUGAAGCAAACUUAGGGCCACAGUUUAAUUCCAAAUAUAAUAAAUGUGAGGACCUUUGUGUGUCAGAAAAGGAGAGUAACAAUAAUCCAGAGAACAAAGAAAUAAAAAGUUCUCACUUGUAUGAAGAAGAUACACAGAGUAAAAAUGGGGAAGAUACAGUAGUGUUUCAGGAAAGUGCAAUCAGUGAAAGUACGAACACCCGUUCAUUUCACAAUGAGUUUAUGCUUUCAAAGAGUAGUCACAGAGAUAGAGAAGAAAAGCAACAGGUCAAUCUUAAUCAAAGUGGAGCAGAUGAAGAUCAGCUAUAUGAAAGCCAUGACUUGCUUACUUUGCAAAAUAUCUCUAAUGAAAACAAAUGCAACUUAGAGGCAUUACCUGAACCAGACAAUGAUAGUGGAGUAUUGCCAGGAUCAAAUACAGAAUUCAAUCAAUCAUUAGUCCUUGAUUUAAAGUUUGGCCACAAAACACCUUUACUCUCAACUAUGGAUGAUGUAGGCAUAACCUCCUUAUUUCCUGGUUCAGUGAGUAAUAAAGAAACACCAAUGAUAGAUAAUUGUGGAGAAUCAGACAAAUUACCAGUAUUACCUUUCCUGGAUAAUACUGAGAAAGUUCCGAGUUCUUGUGAUACAAAUAUAAACCUGAAAAUGCCUGAAUUAGAAAAUAGUAACGAAACACCAGAACCAGCUGAUACAAAAGACAGCAAUAAAACAUGCAAAUUAUCUGAAUGGGAAAGUAUUAAGGAAACUCUGUCACCUACUGUAUUGAAGGAUACAGAAUUGAUACCAACCUUACCUGUAUCAGGCACUGAUAAAACAUCACUACUAUCUGUUAAUAUAAACUGCCCAGAAAAUAUUUUAACAUCACCAUAUUCAGAAAAUAUUAAUGAAGCAUCAAAAUUACCCAAUUCAGGAGACACUGAAAAAACACCAAUGAAAGAAAUUGUAGCUUUACCCAGUUCUGAACUUAUUACAGAAGCAGAAGCUCAUUCAGAUUCAGAAGGUGCUAACCAUGUGUUUUUAUUACCCGAAUCAGAUAAUAUUACAGGAAAACCAUUUACACAUGAUUCAGAAAACAUUAAAGAAAUGCAAAUAAUGCUUGAUUCAAAAGAUACAAAGGAAGUGUUAACAUUACCUGAUGUAGAAGAUGUCGGAGAAGUACAACCAGUACCUGAUACUAAGGAAACAUUAACAUUAGAUGAAACAAAAGAUACUACUGAAGAAUCAACAUUACCCAAUUUAGAAGGUAUUGAAGAUACUAAAGAAGUAGCAAGCAUACAUGGUUCUGAAAAUUUUAACAAAGUCCCAGCAUUGCCUGAUACAGAAGAGACCAAAGAAGCAACAGUUAUAAUUGAAUCAGGUGAUAAUAAAAAAUCCCUAAUGUUAACUGAUAAAGAAGGUAUUAAGGCACCAAUAUUACUUGAUAUAGAAGAUACCAAAGAAGCAACAACCAUAGAUGAUCCAGAUGCUAAUGAGAAACCACAAAAGUUACUUGAUCAAGAAGUUACUAAAGAUGUAAAAUUACCUGAUUCAAAAGGUUCUCAAGAAGCAAAAAGUAUAGAUGAUGCAGAUAAUACUGGCAAAUCAUUAAUAUUAUCAGAUCAAGAAGUUAUUAAAGUACCAACAUCACCUGAUCAGAAGGUUACUAAUAAAGCAGCAGCUAUACAUGAUUCAGAUAAUGCUGACAAAUCACUAAUAUUACCUGAUCAAGAAGUUACUAAAGAAGUACCAACAUCACCUGAUCAGGAAGUUAUUAAAGAAGCACCAACAUUACCUGAUCAAGAGGUAACUGAAAAAGCAAAAUUACCUGAUUCAGAAGACUUGAAAGAAGCAACAACUGUAGCUUAUCUAGAUAAUACUGACAAAUUGCCAAUACUACCUGGUGAGGAACAAACUAAAGAAGCAACAUUACCUGAUUCAGAAGGUUCUAAAGAAGCAACAGCUAAAGAUGACCUAGAUAAUUAUGAAAAAUCACUAAUAUUACCUGAUCAAGAAGAAAAAAUAUCCAAUUCAAAAGGUUCUAAAGAAGCUGAUACAGAAGAGACCAAAGAAGUAAUAGCUAUAGUAGUUUUAGAUUAUAGUGAAAAAUCACUAAUAUUAUAUAAUCAAGAAGAAACUAAAGAAGCACUAACAUUACCUGAUCAAGAAGAAACUAAAGAAGCACUAACAUUACCUGAUCAAGAAGACACUGAAGAAGUACCAACAGUACCUGACACAGCAGAUAACAAAGAAGCAAAAGCUAUAGAUGAUCAAGAAGAAACUAAAGAAGCACUGACAUUACCUGAUCAAGAAGAUACUGAAGAAGUACUAACAGUUCCUGACACAAAAGAUAACAAAGAAGCAAAAGCUAUAGAUGAUCAAGAAGAAACUAAAGAAGCACUGACAUUACCUGAUCAAGAAGAUACUGAAGAAGUACCAACAGUUCCUGACACAAAAGAUAACAAAAAAGCAAAAGCUAUAGAUGAUCAAGAAAAAACUAAAGAAGCAGCAUUACUCAAUUCAGAAUGUUUUGAAGAAUCAACAGCUAUAGAUGAUCCAGAUAAUACUGACAAAUCACUAAUAUUGCCUGAUCAAGAAGGUACUAAAGAAGCAACAACUAUAGGUGAUCCAGAUAAUACUGUCAAAUCACCAACAUUACCUAAUCAAGAAGAAAUUGAAGAAGUACAAACAUUGCCUGAUCAGGAAGUUACUAAAGAAGCAACAAUAGAUGAUCCAGAUCAUACUAAUGAAUUGCCAAUAAUACCUGAUCAAGAAGAAAUUGAAGAAGUAACGAUAACCAAUUCAGAAGGUUCUGAAGAAACAACAACUAUAGGUGAUCCAGGUAAUGCUGACCAAUCACUAAUAUUACCUAAUCAAAAAGAAACUAACAAAGCACUAACAUUAUCUGAUCAAGAAGAAACUAAAGAAGCAAGAGCUAUAGGUGAUCAAAAUCAUGCCGACAACUCAUUAAUAUUACAUGAUGAAAAAGAAACUAAAGGAGCACCAAAAUUAUCUGAUCAUGAAGUUACUAAAGAAGCAACAACUAUAGAUGAUCCAAAAUCACUAAUAUUACCUGAUCAAGAAGAAACUAAAGAAGCAACAGCUGUAGGUGAUCCAGGUAAUGCUGACCAAUCACUAAUAUUACCUAAUCAAAAAGAAACUAACAAAGCACUAACAUUAUCUGUUCAAGAAGAAACUAAAGAAGCAACAGCUAUAGGUGAUCAAGAUCAUGCUGAAAAAUUAUCAAUAUUACCUGAGGAGGAAGAAAUUAAAGGAACACUAGCAUUAUCUGAUCAUGAAGUUACUAAAGAAGCAACAACUAUAGAUGAUCCAAAAUCACUAAUAUUACCUGAUCAAGAAGAAACUAAAGGAACACCAGCAUUAUCUAAUCAUGAAGUUACUAAAGAAGCAACAACUAUAGAUGAUCCAAAAUCACUAAUAUUACCUGAUCAAGAAGAAACUAAAGAAGCAACAGCUGUAGGUGAUCCAGAUCAUGCUGACAAAUCAUUAAUAUUACCUAAUGAAGAAGAAAUUAAAGGAACACUAGCAUUAUCUGAUCAUGAAGUUACUAAAGAAGCAACAACUAUAGAUGAUCCAAAAUCACUAAUAUUACCUGAUCAAGAUAAAACUAAACAAGCAACAGGUAUAGGUGAUCCAGAUCAUGCUGAUAAAUCAUUAAUAUUACCUGAGGAGGAAGAAACUAAAGGAACACCAGCAUUAUCUGAUCAUGAAGUUACUAAAGAAGCAACAAUGAAAAGUGAUCCCAAAUCACUAAUAUUACCUGAUCAAGAAGAAACUAAAGAAGCAACAGCUAUAGAUGAUCUAGAUCAUGCUGACAAAUCAUUAAUAUUACCUAAUGAAGAAGCUAAAGGAACACUAACAUUAUCUGAUCAUGAAGUUACUAAAGAAGCAACAAGUAUAUCUGUUACAGAAAAUACUAAAGAAGCAACAAGUAUAUCUGUUACAGAAAAUACUAAAGAAACAUCAACAGUACAUGAUUUAAAAUAUAUUAAAGAAUUGCUAACUAUACAGGAUUCAGAAGACAUUAAAGAAGUACCAAUAUUACUUAAUCCAAAAAAUACCAAAAGAACACCAGGAUUACCUGAUUCAGAAGAUACUUCAGAAGCACAAACAUUACAUGAUGAAGAUGAUACCAACAAAAUGCUUACAUUACCUGAUUUAGAUGGAAUCGGAAAGGGACAAAAAUUGCAUAAUUCAGAAGAUAGUAAAGAAGAAUUAAUGUUGCAUGAAUCAGAAAAUGCUAAAGAAACUUCAAGUAUACCAAAUUUAGAAGGUAUUACAGAAGUACAAAAAUUAUGUUAUUCACAAGAUUUGAAGGAAAUGCCAGCAGUGCCUAAUUUGCAAGAUAUUAAAGAUGUUACAAAAGUACCUGAUUCAGAAGAUACUAAAGAGAGGCAAGCUAUACUUGAUUCAGAGGGUACUCAAAAAACAUCAAUUGUAACUGAGUCAGGUGACACUAAAGAAAUGCCAGGUAUAUGUAAUUCAGAGAAUAUCAAAGAUGUAUCAAAUAUAAAUAAAGAAGAUACUAGCAAAACAUCAAUAGUAUCUUAUUCAGGAUAUGAUAAUAAAGAUACAGAAGACUGUAAAACAGUGUUAACUGUACCUGUUUCAGAAGAUAGUAAAGAGGCAUUUACUACACUUGAUUCAGAAGAUUCUAAUAAAAAACACAUAAUAACUAGUUUAGAAGAUAGUGAAGAAGCACUAACAGCAGCUCAUUCAGAAGAUACCAAAGAAACAACAAUCAUAAAUGAUUCAGAAAAUUCUAAAAAGGAAUUAACUUUACUUGUUUCAGAAGGCACUAAAGAGGAACCAGCACCACCUGAUUUAGAAGAUUCUAGUAAAAAACAAACAAUAAUUAGUUUAAAAGAUAAUACAAAAUCACCAACAGUAACAGACUCAGAAGAUAGUAAGAAAACAAAAGCACAGUUUGAUAUGGCUAAAGAAGCAUCAGCAUUACCUGAUUCAGAUGGCACUAAGGAAGAAUCAACAUUAGGUAAUACAGAUGAUUCUAAAGAAACACCAGUAUCAUCUGACUUAGGAAGCUGUAAAGAGUCAGUAGCAUUACUUAAUUCAAAAGACUUAAAAGAAACUUUGUCUUAUUCAGGAGGUUCUUAUGAGCAACCUACAUUAUAUGGUUCAGAAGAUUCUAAGGAACCAGCAAUACUACCUGUGUCAGAAGAUUCUAGAGAGAAGACAACAUUGCCCGAUUCAAAAGGUUUUGAGGAACCACUAACAUCAUUUGUUUCAGAAGGUUCUGGAGAGACAUCAACAUUGCACGGCUCAGAAAGUUAUAAAGAAAUGUCAGCAUUACCCAUUUCGGAAGAUUCUAAAGAAAGAUCAUCAUUGCCUGAUUCAGAAGGUUCUAAUGAACCACCAACAUCACUCAUUUCAGAAGAUUCUAAAGAGACAUCAACACUGCCUGAUUCAGAAGGUUCUAAAGAGACAUCAACACUGCCUGAUUCAGAAGGUUCUAAAGAGACAUCAACACUGCCUGAUUCAGAAGGUUCUAAAGAGACAUCAACACUGCCUGAUUUAGAAGAUUCUAAAGAGACAUUAACACUGCCUAAUUUAGAAAAUUCUAAAGAGACAUCAACACUGCCUGACUUAGAAGGUUCUAAGGAGUCAUCAACAUUGCUUGAUUCAGAAGAAAACAAGAAAAAAUCAACAUAUGAUUUAAAAGGUACUAAAGAAUCACUAACAAUACCUGUUUCAGAAGGUAAUAACACAAAAUCAACAUUGCCUGAUUCAGAAGAUACUAAAGACCUACUAGCUUUACAUGCUGAUGUAUUAUUUGAUUCAGAAGAUACUAAAGACCUACUAGCUUUACAUGCUGAUGUAUUAUUUGAUUCAGAAGAUGCUAAAGAUAAAUCAAAGUUGGCUGAUUUAAAAACCUAUAAAGAACCAUCAUUGUUUCUUGAUUCACUAAGUAACAUAAAGGCAUCAUCACUGACUAAUUCAGAAGAUAUCAAAGAAGUGCCAACAGUAUCUGCUUUAAAGAAUACUAAGGAAUCACCAACAUUACCUGUUUCAGAAGGGACUAAAGAAAUGUCAAAAUUACCUAAUACAGAAGAUUCUAAGGAAGCGUCAACGUUACCAGAUUCAAGAUUUUGUAAAGAAGUAUCAGUUUUACGUAGCUCAAAAGAUAAUGUACAAGCUCAAAUUAUACACGAGUCGGAUGAGUUUACAGAAGAACCAGAAAUACCAUCAUUAGUAAAUCCAGAAAACACUAGGAAACCAUCAGCAUUAUUCAAUUCAGAACUUCGUGCGAAAAUGUUGAAACUAUUUAAUUCAGAAGAUAUAAAAGAAUUAAUAAAACUUCAAGAACAACCAACGGCGCCUAAUUCAGAAAAUAUCGAGGACCCGCUAAAUUUGUCAGGUGGCGAAUCAUCUGCAGAUUAUACAGACAAAGCGUCAAUACUUCUUAGGUCAAAAAAUGAUGACGACAAGUCAGCAGUACUUGAAUUAAAGAAUGAAAAAGAAAGUGAUAAAAGAGUAGAAUUUAAUGAAUCAUUUCGUGAUAAAGUUAUGGAAAACGAUGAGGAAAUAAAUAUAUCGUUUAGUGACAAGGAGAAAGCAUCAGUAUUGUUAAAUGUAUGUAAUAAAGACAUGUUAAAAGCUUCAGAUUCAGACAUGACAGAAGAGACAGCAAAUUCCCGUGAAUUGAAGAACGAUAAAUAUAUCCCAGUGCAGCUAAAUUUCGAAGUAAAAGAGGAUGAAUUUAAUGUGGGAGAAAUGUCGACCCCAUUUUUUGUAAGAGGAAAUGAGGGAACAUUGUUAUUCUAUACUUCAGAAUUAUUAGCACCAUCUUGUUCAGAAGAAAAUCUGAAAGCACUGGCGUUAUUAAAUAUAAAUGACGGGAAACAAAUUUUAAGCAACUCAGGAGAAAAUGAAAAGACAACCCAGUUAGUUGAUUCAGAUGCGUGGGAGGAAACAUAUUACCGUCAUAUGCGUUCAGAAAAAACUGGAAAAACAUCGAUAUUACUUAGAACAGAAAAUCCUGAGCAAAGGUUGAACUUAUCUAGUUCAGUUAAUACUAAAUCCAGUCGUUACAUGUCAGAAAGCAAGCAAUGUUCUGAUAAAGUAUCUCCCAACCAAUGCAAUUGUUUCACUGGCAAAGGAGGCCAUGAUUUAAUAGGCAACUUGCCAAGCACCACCUGCCGUGCUGUAGCAGAUGACCAAGUUUGUAAGAAGUGCACACAGUCAAAUGGGGAGCGUAUACCACCUGACAAACACAACGAGAGGGAAAGUUGCAGUAGAGAGCUGCAGGCUGGGAAUCCCCGAACCGCAGCUCCACCACUAGACCAGAACAAUGAUGUCAGCCGGGUCCGUGACCACGUACAGGCCGGAAGCAGCCCAUGCGGGGGUUACUCACAGCCGGUUGGGCCACGGGAACUACACUUGAGCGCCGUUCUAGUCGCCAGCGAACACGCCUCAACAGAAACAAAGACCACUGUAUAUGAUAGCAGCCGUGCAGAGCUGGCAGGUGAAACUCACGUUCAUCGUGUUGUACAGGUAGAACGUCCGUCGAACCUGUUAGAACGUUUUCCUAGUGGCGAAGAACCCGACAAAGCUGAGUCUGACACGGAUUCUCAAGACACUGUGAUUGACGGAGAGAGUUACAGACGUAUAAGGAGUUUGGCUGUUACGGAAAAACUCCUUUGUGCUAACCAAGAGUUAAGCGUAGGUGUUGGUAGUGGGUGUGUUCUACUAGCUAGUGAGGCAAGAAAGGAGGCAACACCCGGACAAACCACUUUGGCAGUUUCGUCUGAGAGGUCAGCAGAAACUUUUCCUCCUGAAACUGACGGCUUGAAUUUGAUUUCUAGAGACGAUGCCAUAUGUGACGCUUUGUCGACAACAUUGCAAUUCUCUGCGCCACAGGACAGUCGUUCUGUAGGGAACGACAACUCCGAGUAUGAACUGGUUGAUUAUUGGCCCAGUAAAGGAUGUAUACCUUCCACAUGUAAAGCAACAGCUUUAGUUAGCCACUGUGAAAAUAAACCAGGUCACUCGACUACAGAUUCCAUGGGGCCUUCAAAGUUGGAGAAACCUAUUGUAUUUGCUGUAACCGAGAAGGAAGCUGGCGCAUUUACAGAAGACACUUGUGUACAGGAAGAGAAAACCGACGACAAUAUCACACAGAUUAAUGAAAAUACGCAUGCAGAAUCCGAAUUUGGAAAUAAUGAACAGAAAUGUGAAUUUAAAAACCUAAGCUUUAUGGUGAUUGCUGAAGAAUUAGACGAAUCGGAAAACUUUGAGGAUGAUAAAGCAAAAGUUGAGGAAUUUUCUUCUUCUGAUGAAGACUGUGUGGAAAACAGAGAAUCUCCCAGUGAAGAUGACAGUUUAAGUGACUCGUCAGAUGAAGCUUCCUAUUCAGCUCCAGUUAUGGGAUAUCUGACACCAAUGUAUGGAAACCCUUUAGCAUAUUCACUGCACACUAUCAUGGAAGAAAGUUGUGAGGAGAGUGAAAGAGGGUCACAAACUAACACCCCAACCAUCAGUUCCACAGAUUCACAGCUGGAUAAAUAUUUCAAUUUAGCAAUUGCUCGUGGGGUUGUUGAAGAUAAGAGAGCUUAUGAGGAAAUUAGCGAGGGAAGUUCUGAAAUCAGUGAUUCUUUAUCUGAAACAUCAGGAUCUAUAUACAGUGAAGUAGCCGAGGAAAAUUUGGACGAUGAUGAUGCUGCUGUCCUGGCAUCUUCUCGUUUGGAGAAAUACUUUACCUCAGGGUUACUUGGGUCUGAUAAUCUUACUUAUCCAGAAAACACUGGGUUUAGUGAUAUAAAUGAUAGCAUUAACAACGAUGACAAAGAUUUAACUACUUAUAAAAGCUAUUUAUUAACCACAAGCUCAAUAGAAGAACUCGUAAUUAAAGGAUGCACCAGUUUAUCUUGCAUUUCAAAAGUAGAGGAGAAUGCUUUUGACAAAGAUGAUAAUACAUUUGACACAAUUAAGAGAAAAAAAGACAAAGAUAGUUGUGAUACUAACAACAUUUAUGAAAAUAAAACAGAAGAAGAAGGAUACAUUACAAUAGAAAAUAGAACAAAGACAACAACUUUAGAAACUGAUCUGGAUAAACUAUCCAUUUUGAAAUAUUCCAGGCUUAACACAGUUACAACGAGCAGUUAUAGAAAUGAUACAAAUUGCAACUCAGAAAGUGAUCAAUCAUGUACCAGACAGACAGAAUGGAACUUGAAAAUUCCUUUAUAUGAUGACCAUGUGCAAACACCGUUAGCACAUAAUAAUAAUUUGUUUACAGACCAAGUUGAAAUAAUUAAUGACCAGGAAAAUGAAUCCUUAGAAGGGUUGCUAUUACAACAGGAAAUUCAUUUGAAGCACGAUAGUACAGAAUUUCAAUCAAUUCACAGAGAUAUCGCACCAAUUGCAUCACCAUCUGAUUCUUUGGGGACAAAAGAAAAUACCUGCCAAAUCAUCGAAGAUGAACAAACCAGUGCAUUUCCAUUAAAUAUUGAUUAUAAAAAGAUUGUUGAGGUUGACACCAAAAAGUGUAAUGAAUCUUGUGAUUAUAAAAAACAAGUGUGUGGCUUAGAAAGAGAUGAUAAUGAAAAGAAACAAGAAUAUACUGAUUCCUGUGAUCAAAUUUAUGAAAAGGAAAAUAAAACGGCUCAUAAACAAGACAAGUUUGUGAAUAUUGUUGACCAUGAACAUACUUUAGAAAAUCAGAAUAACGAACAUAAUGGAUGUGUAGUUCACCAAGAAAGCAAAUUCUUUACGAAAACUUCAAAAAUAGAUGAUAAUAGCUGUGAUAUAAUAAAUAAUAAUGAGAAGAAGAAUAUGGAUGAUUCUCUUGAAACAAAAGAGACAGAUGUUCCUUAUCCAGUUAAACAAAAUCAACAGGGACUAGGAGAACACAGUCAGUUUGCUGAAAUGUCCACAGCAGGUAGUUACAUCCCCGAAGAAUAUUCAGAUGAAGAGGCAUCUUACAUCAUGAACAGACUUAUGGCACAUCUCUCAGAAAGUGGUUCUGAAACAUCUACUAUGCAGGAGUGUGAAGAAGGGGGUGUACGACCUCCAUGGAAGUCGCUUCUAGAGUCGCAAAUAGCAAGGCUUAUGCAGACUGUGUCACCCACUGCUCUUUCAGAGGAUCUCAGUAGCAGCUGCAGUAGCACUUUGGAAAGUAACAAUAGUGACUAUGGUAGUGACACCCUUGAAUCUGGAGAAUACACAUCAACUGAUGACGAAGAAGUUGGAAAUUUCUCCAUAGGUGCUGGCACUGAGUUUAACAUCAAGACACUGCGGGCUUCUCUCCGACGAAGCAGUCAAACAUCUGCCAGUGGUGAUAGCUCGGAUUCUACAAUAUCUGAGGAAACAAUGUAUAUUUGCAAGCAGCUAAUGAGCUCUCUGAAGCAGUUAGCAGAACCAAGUGUUCAGCUAUCAGCUAUGACUCCUAGGCCAACACCAGAAGGAAGUGAUGACUUUACUCGAGCGAGAGACUACAUUAAAGACCAAAUUGUAGCCUUAAUGCAUUCUGUCACUACCAGUCAAAACAAUUCCCCAGCGAGGGAACGGCAUAAUACUCCAGCCAGUUUUCAGAUCGACCACCCUUCAACCUGUAUGCCGUGUAUCAAUGACAUUCAAGAAAGUCCAGAGCUAGAAAUUCCAAAACCUUCUGUUUGUCGCAGUAAUUCUAUUAAAAGUAAAGCUCCAUCUGAAUCUGGUUCUGAAGCAACAAUGUCUGCUAGUAUUAGUAUUCCGAGCUAUGAUGACUCUGAUCGAACCCCAACAGAAUCUGAGAUAUCACAUGAAAUGGACGAAUUAUUUGCUUUGUUAGAUGCUACUAGUGGUGCUUUUGGAGAGCCAAUGGCUGGUUCACGAUUAUCUGCUUACGACUCGGAACUGACCUUGGUGGACGAUUCUAUGGACGUCUUAAGUACCCCAGAGUGCACCUUAGUGUCACCUAACGAGGAACGAAUUUUUGAUUAUCCUGAACAUGAUAUAGAUGGAAAACCUUCAGAUCACAAUCUUGAUGGUAAAACUGUUGCAGAUAGCCAAAUUACUGACAAUUUUAGUGGUAUCUCAAAUCUUCCAGGUUCUCAGAUGGAAGGCCUUUCAUCAGGAAAAGUACUUUCACGCGAGAAAUCACGGAUCUGGCCUCAUAGCAGCAACGAAGAAUUAAAUGACAUAGCAGAAGAAGAAGACGAAGGAAGGAUAGGAAGUGAAGGAAUUUUUUCGAGAUACAGGUAUAGAAAACAUCAUGCUAAAAAGGGCGAAGUUCUUCGCAGUGCCAGCCCUGGAUAUCAUGGUAAAGAAGUGUUAAAUUGGAAACCUUCAGUAAUUGACAAUUCAUCAUUAAUUCAUGGAAAAAUGUUUGCCUCUAGUCCCUCAGGAAUUCAUUAUGUAACGGAUCUUCAUAGCUUAGACUCCCCUGGAUCCAGCAUGACAAGUUAUCUAUCUCAGUCACAUCAAGAUCUCACAGGCUGUAGUCACGCAUUUCCUACCCUACAGAAGUCAACGAGUGGAGAAAACAUUUUAAAAAACUCUCGAAGCCGAGAAAAAUUGGCAGCAUACAGAAAAGAAAGAGCAGACCGUCGUUCUUCUCUUCAUUUAUGGCUAGAACAAUCAACUGCAUUAGCAGAAGAGCAGAAAAAAAAUCGAGACAAUGAACUUGAUGAUGCAAAUGACGAAGGAGCAGUUCACGAUCCAGAGGACGACAGUCGUGGCUCCACACCCUGCCCCAAAGCCAUUAAUUCUACUGAAAAAUCUUGCAGUGAGAAUAACCUCUUAUUAGCAAACUAUCAAAAUACCGGUAAAACUGUUGUAAAAGUUUUUGGCACAAAGUCUACUGGUAAUAUUGCAGAUUUAGAGAUUGCUUCCAAUAAAAAUACUUUCCGAGAUACUGGUUAUUAUUCCUUCAAGUCGUCUGAAGAAAGUGUUCGUAGUUUGGACGAUUCCACUGCUAGCCGCACCUCAUCCACCUCUCUUCUUCAUCAGAAAUCACUCACAUCUUCAGAAACCAUACCAGAAGUCGAAGAAGAACCAGCUAAGCCUAGCGCUUCAGGAAAUCCAAGAAAUAUCUCUCUUAGUUCUGGAAAUAUACCUGACAGCGUGGCCAACGUCGCUCCUGCCAAAUCAAGCACACUGCCAAGUGGUGUGAGGUCCAGAAUAUUCAGCCAGCCGUCUACAAGCCAAAGAACCAGACAGUUCACGUCUUCUUUCUUCUCUACGUCUGGAGUUCUUCGCAAACUCACAGCUCUCAGAGAUGAAAGUGCCACAAUACAUAGAUCAUCACCUCGUGGCAGAUUACGGGGACGGACAAGGAUACCUUCUGGUGGAAAUGAAGAUGCUCGACAGAGUACCAGUGGUGUCCCACAAAUUUCUGUAUCAGACUAUGGAGAGAGUAUAUCAGGCCGUGGCAGUGUUGCCAGUUCAGAUAAGGACAGUUCAGUCCAUUUGGAUGAGGACGUUGACCAGGUGUUUUCCUAUCACUGUUCUAGUCAAGCCAGUCUUACUACCUUCAGUGGCCGUAGUGAGAGCAUGACAAGUGUCUACAGCGCAGCUGGUGGAGGAAGGUAUGGUACUGUUACUGUCACGGGAGAUGUCCUCUUUAGUCUCAGCUAUAACUAUAAAAGCAGCAUUCUUGAGACUCUUGUAAAAGAAUGUCGCAACUUGGCAGCAGUGGACUCCAAGCGUAACCGCUCAGACCCGUAUGUGAAGGUAUACCUAUUACCGGAUAGAACUAAAAGUGGGAAAAGAAAGACUAAAGUGAAGAAGCACACUUUAAAUCCUAUUUUUGAUGAAGUCUUAAGGUUUCCUGUUACUCUUAGUGAGUUAGAAACCCGCACACUGUGGCUUUCUGUGUGGCAUAGUGAUAUGUUUGGAAGAAAUGAAUUUCUUGGAGAAGUGAUGAUUCCUUUAGGUCAUGAUGUCUUGGAGAACAGCAAUUUGAUAUGGCACCCAUUACAAGAACGGCUUGAAGCUCCAGAGUCUCCACUCAGCUACAAAGGUGACCUUGCCCUGUCCUUGAAAUAUGUGCCACCAGAUGUCACUGCCACAAAAAAGGGAAAAGUCUCUUUAGGGGUGGCUAAAGGCUCGCUGCACAUAUUAGUUAAAGAAGCACGUAACCUUAUGGCCACUCGCUCUAAUGGAACUUCUGACCCUUUCUGUAAAAGCUACUUACUUCCAGACAAAUCUAAAAACAGCAAACAAAAGACUCCUGUACUGAAAAAGACUUGCAACCCUAAAUGGAAUCACACUUUUGUGUAUGAUGAUGUCACUCUAGAUGAAUUGAAAGAAAGGUGUCUCGAACUGACUGUUUGGGAUUAUGAUAAAAUCACAAGUAAUGAUUUCCUAGGUGGUGUUAGACUCAGUGCAGGGACUGGUAAGUUCCAGGGUCGAACAGUGGAUUGGAUGGAUUCUCAAGUGGAGGAAACGUGUGUUUGGAAAGCCAUGCUUGACCGACCCAAUAUGUGGGUGGAUUGUUCCCUGCUUCUGCGACCUAGUAUGCAGACAAGAAAGUCAUGACCAUCAACCAAUAAAAGUGAAUAAUGACUUUUUCAAUUUUACUGGCUGGUCCAGAGGCUCUCAGAGGCAGACAAUCUAAAUGUUUUUCUUUUCAAUUUGCAGAAGAUGUCUAGGUGUAUAUGUCAGAGACAAAUGUUGCUACAACUGAUAGUGUUUUGUUGUUAUUUUCCUCAGGGAAAGAGGGGAAGUUAAUGUUUAUUAGAUAAAAUUUAGUAAAAAUGGUCAGAUUCAGAUAGAAAAAAUUAUUGUGUGAUACUAUUUUUUUUAAUUCAAUGCAUGAUUGUUUGCAUUCUAAAAGUAUUCUAUUGGUAUUCUCAUGUAAUUUCUGUAAGCCUUUGAUGUGACCUUUAACCUUUCUCUAGAAACCGGAAUUGUUGUCUCACCCUAAAGUGAAAUUACCAGGUAUCUACUAUUUCUUUCAGUAAAGGUGAUUUCCAUUGUUUGUGUUACACCCAUUAUUUUUCUACGUAUAUUGCUAAACUCUAGUUCCAAUUCUAGUUACUGUAUUUAAUGUUUCCUGUGUUAUAAAUAAUGAGAGAAUACAUAUCUCUUAAUUAAAUAAGGUUCCUGACCUGCAAGCCGAGGUAACUUAGUAAUUCAGUUGUGGAGAGCAUUUAGCAAAUUUAUAAAGAAAUUUCACAUUCAAAUCCAUUAAAUAGAUGCACUGGUCAUUGUUAUCUUAAUUUUUCUUUUAACUUUAAGUUGUUAUAUCAACUCUCUUAUUUAAAAUAUAUUUUUUACUUUAGAUGCUUUUGCACAAUCAGUUGUUUUUUUUUUCAGUGAAAUUGACACAUUGAUGUCAUAAAUUAUAGGUCUAUUGAAAUGAAAGAGAAUUCAAUAAAAAAAUUAUAAGAAAGUGAAAGCCAGCAAAAAAAAAAAGGAUAACGCUUAAAAACAUGUAUACAUUGUGCUUAAACAAAUCAAUUUUGUAAUCUAACAAUUAGUUGAUAUUAAAAUCAAAUACUAAAAUGGAAAACAAUGUGAUCAAAAACAUACUUAAUAAUACCAAAUUUACUCAACAGGAUUAUUUUAUUAAACAGUAACUGACUGAAAACCAAACAGGAGUUGAAGUGGGUUAAUGGUGAAUAGUAGUUAGGACUUUUUGGCUUAUAGUCAAUUGCAGUUGGAAUAAAACAAUGGCAGAAAAAAUAGCAUGUGAAAAAGGUUUCCUUUUUUUAACAAAAAGAUAAAGUGACAUUUUGCAUGGACACUAUGAAGUAUUUGAGUUAAACUAAUAAAAUUUAGGUGCUGAUAAAAAGAAAUGCAUGCCUGAAAGAUGCUACUGACAAAAUAAAGCUGUAAUAAAAUACUUGCAGAAAAAUGUGUGUUACUGUUUAUGUAAUCAUAGGGAAGUUAAAAAGGAGGUAGAGAUAUGUAAAGGCAAAACAAUGCAAUAAUUGAUGUAAAUCAACCUAAUGGUUAAAGCAGAUGCUAAUAUAAAAAGUAGGCAAAGGUAGAAAAAAAUCAAAUUUUUUAACACUAAGUUACGAUGGAAUAAAAAUGGGAAUUAAGUAAGAAAUCAUAGAAUUAAAUGUGGUAAAAACUAGGUAAACAGAUGGUAAAGAGUAGGUAGCAAUGAAAGUAAACAACUAAUAGAAAGUUCGUGGUGAUGGAAAUAAACAAGCAGUAAAGAGUAGUAAUGGUGGAAGUAAACAAGCAGUAAAGAGUAGUAGUAAUGGUGGAAGUAAACAAGUAGUAAAGAGUGGUAGUAAUGGUGGAAGUAAACAAGCAGUAAAGUUAGUGAUAGAAGUAAACAGGUAGUAAAGAGUAGUAGUAAUGGUGGAAGUAAACAAGUAGUAAAGAUUAGUAAUGGUGGAA